AUGGCGAUGAGGUAUUAUGAAGCACGAGUUGAAAAGUUUAGAUGCUGGCUAACCAAAUCGUGGAUGUAUUUUGUUGAGCAAACUAUAUUCAGCAAAGAGCAAGAAUCAGGAGCCAUGUGCAUAUGUGGGUAUGCGGAAGUUUGGAGGACGUUGACGCGGUGCACAAGUUCUUGGAGCAGUUUGGAGGAGGUGAUGCCUUACCGUAGCGCGGGUCUCCUAAGAAUGGAAUGGUGCCGUUGUGAUGCGAAGCCUACCAUGAAGAAUUACUCAAUGUUUCUAAAUGGUAUGGAGUUUCGUCGGCAUACAUCAGCUUUUGACAACAGUUGGUUCAUUGACAGCAGCGAGGGAUGUGGCUUCACUCACCUGCAGUUGCUUUAG
Molecule: messenger RNA, 378 nt
Organism: Lathyrus sativus (Indian pea)
Lineage: Eukaryota; Viridiplantae; Streptophyta; Magnoliopsida; Fabales; Fabaceae
Source: the annotation of a GenBank genome assembly